Molecule: messenger RNA, 873 nt
Organism: Echinostoma caproni
Lineage: Eukaryota; Metazoa; Platyhelminthes; Trematoda; Plagiorchiida; Echinostomatidae
Source: the annotation of a GenBank genome assembly
AUGAAUCGCACUCGUUUGGAUACGUGUUUUCGAAGCAGAUCCAGAAGAUGGAUUACCAUUGUGUUGGGCAUUAUCGAGAUAUUCUGGUUCAGUGGCUACUUCUACGGAUUCAAUGCAUUGAUUAAACCGUAUCAAUCACUUGGUGUAUUUGACUGGUUCUGUUCCGGAACGGAUUGUACUAAACAGGAAAAAAUGUUCAGUUACGCGUUUAUCGUGGCUUCGGUGUUUCAGCUAUGCCUGAUUCCUUGCACGGGACUUAUGCUGGACAGAGUUGGACUACGAGCGACAAAACUGUUCGCGGUCGCACUCAUGUUUUGUGGUGGCAUGAUGUACGCGUUCACCAGUCGCCCGUCUUCGGUCUUGCUGUUCUUCAGUGGUCCGUUGGUAUCUUUAGGCAGUCUUUCAAGCAUGUUGUGCAAUUACACCAUAAACGCCAUGUUUCCUCGAUUUGAAGCCAUUGUGAUUGCCCUGAUAUCCGGGGCAUACGAUUCCAGCUCGGCAAUACCGUUCAUUAUCGUCAAAGCGAUGUCCGUUAUGUCUCUUCAAACUUCCUUUAUUAUUUUGGCAUGCGUGGGAUUGGCCUACGGUAUAAUAUUUGCUCUAAUCUUUCUCACACAAUACGCGCCGGAGAUGGGUCAGGUCUGGAAGCCAAAGCCAGAUGAAUCUGAUUCGUUCCCGAAACAGUCAAAAGAGCAGGAAAUAGAGAGUUUCCGUAUGAUUUCGAAUGACAACAAACUGUAUUUAGAUGAAAAGAUUGGUUGUGUCAAGUGCAGGAAUGCGAUGGGUUCUAUUGAAGCGACAGAUCUGUUAAUCUAUUGUUCGCCUCACUGGGGUCUCUACCUGAUCGUUCCAGCCGUGUUGUUUGCAGCAUAA